CCCCCACGUGAGACUGCUGGCCCGGGUUCCCGCGGCGAUGCGCGCAGGUGGCGCGGCCCGGGCGUGCCGCGGCGCCUGCAGGCGCUGGCUGUCGGGGUGCGCGGGGCCCGCAGACGGGCCGGGGCAGCCGGCGGCCUCCGCGCGGGCCGUGGACUGCCAGGCGCUGCUGGACCUCUGCCGAAGGAGGCAUUUUCUCAGCGGGGCGCCCCAGCAGCUCAGCGCCGCCGCUCUCCUGGGCGGGGGCCGCCCGCGCUGUGGACCUUUGGGUGUAGAGUUGCGGAAGAACCUAGCCUCUCAGUGGUGGGACUCCAUGGUGGUGUUCAGGGAGCAGGUCUUCGCGGUGGACGCCCUCCACCACGAGGCGGGCCCCUCGCAGCCGGGGGACAGUGCCUUCAGGUUAGUUUCUCCAGAGUGUAUACGCGAACUCUUGCAAGACAAAGAACUGAGUAAGGAACAGCUAGUGGCAUUUCUUGAGAAGUUAUUAAAAACUUCUGGGAAACUACGGGAGACCCUUCUUCACGGCGCCUUGGAGCACUACCCUAACUGCCUGGAUCUGGUAAACAGGAGGCUCCCUUAUGGUCUUGCUCAGAUCGGAGUGUGUUUCCACCCAGUUCUGGACACUCAGCAGAUACCUAACAGCGUUAAAAGAAUUGGUGAGAAGACUGAAGCUUCUUUGGUGUGGUUUACUCCUCCGAAGACUUCAAACCAGUGGCUUGAUUUCUGGCUGCGUCAUCGGCUUCUGUGGUGGAGAAAGUUUGCUAUGAGCCCGUCUGACUUCAGCAGUGCCGACUGUCAGGACGAAGCGGGCCGAAAGGGAAACAAGCUGUACUACAGCUUUCCCUGGGGAAAGGAGCCAAUCGAGACGCUGUGGAACCUAGGGGAUCAAGAACUCCUACAGAUGUAUCCCGGAAAUGUGUCCACCAUACAGGGUCGAGAUGGACGGAAGAACGUGGUUCCCUGUGUUCUGUCUGUAAGCGGCGACCUAGACCUGGGCGUCCUGGCUUACCUCUGUGAUUCCUUCCAGCUCACGGAGAAUUCCUUUGCUAGGAAGAAGAGCCUUCAGAGAAAGGUGCUUAAACUUCACCCUUGUUUAGCCCCUGUUAAGGUUGCUUUAGAUGUGGGGAAAGGCCCAACGGUGGAGCUAAGACAGGUUUGUCAAGGGCUACUUAAUGAAUUACGAGAAAAUGGCGUUUCUGUUUGGCCUGGGUAUUUGGAGACAAUGCAUUCCUCGUUAGAGCAGCUCUUCUCAAAGUAUGAUGAGAUGAGUAUCCUAUUCACAGUCCUGAUUACUGAAACGACUUUGGAAAAUGGACUAAUCCAGCUGAGAAGUAGAGACACCACAAUGAAGGAGACGAUGCACAUAUCCCAGCUGAAAGACUUUCUCGUCAAGUAUCUGAGAUCUGCUAAAAAUGUGUAGGUCUCCGCACUUCUCUAAUAAAUGUUCUCUGUUUCAUUGACUUACAUUAA
Psammomys obesus (fat sand rat) is the source of this 1467-nucleotide messenger RNA. It is a transcript of the gene Polg2, whose product is annotated as DNA polymerase gamma 2, accessory subunit. The record is from RefSeq and is a predicted model, not a curated record. Gene Ontology annotation, biological process: mitochondrial DNA replication. Gene Ontology annotation, cellular component: cytoplasm; mitochondrion. The transcript has 8 exons. Bases 38 to 1417 code for a protein of 459 amino acids. NCBI's taxonomy places the organism in Eukaryota, Metazoa, Chordata, Mammalia, Rodentia, Muridae.